Molecule: messenger RNA, 2858 nt
Organism: Orycteropus afer afer
Lineage: Eukaryota; Metazoa; Chordata; Mammalia; Tubulidentata; Orycteropodidae
Gene: PKD2L1
Product: polycystin 2 like 1, transient receptor potential cation channel
Biological process (GO): detection of mechanical stimulus; potassium ion transmembrane transport
Cellular component (GO): membrane
Molecular function (GO): calcium channel activity; calcium-activated potassium channel activity; calcium ion binding
Source: RefSeq, a predicted model, not a curated record
CCUUUCCCACCCAUCUUUCCUUCCACCAACACCUCCACCCAUCUCCGUGUCUUCUUUACUCCCUCUUGCCCCUCUUCAACCCUCUGCCUCCUAGUUCCCUCCCACCUCCUUUCUUCUAGUCCCCUGAGAUUUGCUGCAAGAGGGGGAGAGAGAGCCCCUGACAGGAUUGACAGUCAUUCCCCACCCUUCCUCCUCCACCCCACCCUCCCCCCAGCAGGCACAGAUCCCCCUACAAAAGGCCAGGAGACAGAGGCUGUGCGAGACCAGCUGCUCUCAGACUCCCCUUCCUUUGCCCUCUGCUGGCUUGGCUGGAGUGUGUCUCUACAAGCCUCCUCUUCUCUAGAUGAGAGUGGGCACCUGGUGCCAGGUCCUCCACUUCAUUCCUCAUGAAAGCUAUGGAAAAUCCUGAGGGGCAGGAGCUUCAAAAACUGGGGAGCGGAGCCUGGGAUAACCCUGCCUACAGCAGUCCCCCUUCCCCACAUGAGACACGGAGGAUCUGCACCACCUCCAGCUCAGUGUUCCCCAAGUCCCAAACCAAGAAGCCUGAAGAUGGACCCCAGGAGAAACCACGCACAACACUGGUGUCCAGCUGUUGCCUCCAUAUCCAUCGAGGCAUCAGAGGACUUUGGGGAACAACCCUGACUGAGAAUACAGCUGAGAACCAGGAACUUUAUGUUAAGACCACUCUGCAGGAGCUUUUGGUGUAUAUUGCGUUCCUGGUGGACAUCUGUCUAUUGACUUAUGGAAUGACAAGCCCCAGUGCUUAUUACUACACCAAAGUGAUGUCUGAGCUCUUUUUACACACUCCAUCAGACACCGGUGUCUCCUUCCAGACCAUCAGCAGCAUGGCAGACUUCUGGGAUUUUGCCCAGGGCCCACUCCUGGACAGUUUAUAUUGGACCAAAUGGUACAACAACCAGAGCUUGGGCCAUGGCUCCCAAUCUUUCAUCUACUACGAGAACCUACUGCUGGGGGUUCCAAGGCUGCGGCAACUGAGGGUCCGCAAUAACUCCUGUGUGGUGCAUGAAGACUUCCGUGAGGAUAUUUUGAGCUGCUAUGAUGUCUACUCUCCAGAUAAGGAAGAACAGCUCCCCUUUGGAUCCCUCAAUGGCACAGCGUGGACAUACCACUCUCAGGAUGAGCUGGGGGGCUCCUCCCACUGGGGCCGGCUCACAAGCUACAGUGGAGGUGGCUACUACCUGGACUUCCUGGGAUCUCGGCAGGCCAGUGCAGAGGCACUCCGGGACCUAGAGGAGGGGCUUUGGCUGGACCGGGGCACUUGGGUGGUCUUCAUUGACUUCUCAGUCUACAAUGCCAACAUCAAUCUUUUCUGCGUUCUGAGGCUGGUGGUGGAGUUUCUGGCUACAGAAGGUGCCAUUCCAUCCUGGCAGAUCUGCACAGUGAAGGUGAUCUCCUAUGUCAGCAACUGGGACUUCUUUAUCAUUGGCUGUGAGAUAAUCUUCUGUGUCUUCAUCUUCUACUAUGUGGUAGAGGAGAUACUGGAGCUCCACAUCCACAGGCUUCGCUAUCUCAGCAGCAUCUGGAACAUUCUGGACCUGGUGGUCAUCUUGCUCUCCAUUGUGGCUGUGGGUUUCCACGUAUUCCGAACUCUUGAAGUGAAUCGACUGAUGGGGAAGCUCCUGCAGCAGCCAAACACUUACGCCGACUUUGAGUUCCUCGCCUUCUGGCAGACACAGUACAACAACAUGAAUGCUGUCAACCUCUUCUUUGCCUGGAUCAAGAUAUUCAAGUACAUCACCUUCAACAAAACCAUGGCGCAGCUCUCCUCCACAGUGGCCCGCUGUGCCAAGGACAUCCUGGGCUUUGCCGUCAUGUUCUUCAUCGUUUUUUUCACCUAUGCCCAACUCGGCUAUCUGCUUUUUGGGACCCAAGUGGAAAAUUUUAGCACUUUCAUCAAGUGCAUUUUCACUCAGUUCCGGAUCAUCCUUGGGGACUUUGACUACAAUGCUAUUGACAAUGCCAACUGCAUCCUGGGUCCUGCCUACUUUGUUACCUACGUGUUCUUUGUCUUCUUUGUGCUCCUGAACAUGUUCCUGGCCAUCAUCAAUGAUACCUAUUCAGAGGUCAAGGAGGAGUUGGCUGGACAGAAGGAUGAGCUGCAGCUUUCUGACCUUCUGAAACAGGGCUACAAUAAGACCCUACUGAGGUUGCGCCUGAGGAAGGAGUGUGUUUCAGAUAUGCAGAAGGUCCUGAAGGGUGGGGAGCAGGAGAUCCAGUUGGAGGAUUUUACCAACACCUUGCGGGAGCUAGGGCACACAGAGCAUGAAAUCACAGAUCUCACAGCUGCCUUUACUAGGUUUGACCAAGACAGGAAUUGCAUCCUGGAUAAGAAGGAACAGGAACAAAUGCAACAGGAUCUGGAGGAUGGGAAGGUGACCCUGAGCACCGAGAUUGAGAACUUGGGCCAGUCCAUUGUGAGAAACCCACCAGAAGAGUUGGGCUCAGAGGCUGCCAGAGCAGGUGGCUGGGUUUCAGGACAAGAAUUUCACAUGCUGACAAGGAAGGUUCUGCAACUGGAGACUGUCCUGGAAGGAGUCGUGUCCCAGGUUGAUGCUGUGGGAUCAAAGCUGAAGAUGCUGGAGAAGAAGGGGCAGCUGGCUCUCUCCCCUGGCUUGGAGGAACAAGCUAUCUGGGAGCACCUGCAGCCAGACCCAGCUGUGACCCCUGCUCCCUGGGGAAUCCAGCGUGGACAGGACAGGGAGGUGCUGCGAAGCAUCAGUCAUCAGGCUUCUCUCUCACCACCUCCCCAGAAGACCCCUCUCCACACACCCUCCACUUCUAGGGCAGCAGGUCCCAAUACUGCUGCUGCUGGGACCAGACCUGUGUCUUUCCUUUGA